GCCUAGGGACAAGGAGUGGGAGUGCAGAGGGGCUGGUAAGAGCUUUGGCUUCUCAUUUUAGGGUCAUUAAUGCUUCCUUAAGGGGAAGAAGGGGCUGGAUUGGUGGCUCCAGUGCCCAUUCCCUCAUCUGUAGUCAUUCUUGUGAAACAAAACUUGGCUAAGCUUUGUAUUGUGGUUAUUUGUGUCUACCUUCCACCCUCCUGUGAGUUCCUUAAAGGCAGAGACCAUGUGUAACAUGUUACUGAGUUUGUAGGGUCCCGCAUGGGUAGUAGGACCCCAUUUUUCACUGGUUGAGUAACCUGGGAAGCAGACCAAAGGGGGCACAUUUCAAAUAGCAGUCUGAGGACUUGGUGGUGAGAAAGAGCUGGUAGAGGUGAGCACCAGCUGGUGGAAGCCCAUAGAAGAGAUUAGCAGGGGAAGGACUCAAUGAAGAAAAUUCAGGAUGCUGCUUUACCACCUAGAGGAAGUUUUAAACCAGCGGUUCCAGGGUUCUCCCGGCCUCUCUCUGGCCCCCGUCCCGAGGCUGGGAGAUCCUGAAGCCGAGACGGAGAGAGGACCCGGAAGUUGGGGUGGUGACCUCCAAGCACGUGAUGAGGGGCCCGGCGGGCGCUGUCACGUGACCCGCCCACCUGCGGUACCUCCGAGCCGAAUUUGCAGCUGCUCUUAAAGUGUCGCAGACCCUCAGCCGCCUGGCUGGAGCCAGUCCUGGACUCUCGCUGACUUGGAACCCUUCGCGGGACCUGAGCUUGAUGCCAUGGGAGGCUGUGCGGGCUCGCGGCGGCGCCUCUUGGAUUGCGAGGGGGAGGAGACCGCCCCGGAACCUCGGUCCCCUCUGUUGGACCGUCAGGGCGCCCUUUGGAGGAACGUGAUGGGCUUCUGGCUCCUGGGCCUUUGUAACAACUUCUCCUACGUGGUGAUGCUCAGCGCUGCGCAUGACAUCCUUAGCCACCAGAGGGCAUCUGGGAACCAGAGCCAUGUGAACCCGGACCCACCCCUCACCCCCCACAAUAGCACCUCUCGAUUUGACUGCAACUCCGUCUCCACGGCUGCAGUGCUCCUGGCAGAUAUCCUCCCCACCCUCGUCAUCAAAUUGCUGACUCCCCUGGGUCUGCACCUGCUGCCCUACAGCCCCCGGGUGCUCGUCAGUGGGAUUUGUGCCGCCGGAAGCUUCCUCCUGGUUGCCUUUUCUCAUUCAGUGGGGACCAGCCUGUGCGGUGUGGUCUUGGCCAGUAUCUCAUCCGGUCUGGGGGAGGUCACCUUCCUCUCGCUCACCGCCUUCUACCCCAGGGCUGUGAUCUCCUGGUGGUCCUCAGGCACUGGGGGAGCCGGGCUGCUGGGAGCGCUGUCCUAUCUGGGCCUCACCCAGGCCGGCCUCUCCCCACAGCACACCCUGCUGUCCAUGCUGGGUGUCCCUGCUUUGCUGCUGGCCAGCUAUUUCUGUUUGCUCACACCUUCUGAGCCCCAGGACCCUGGAGGGGAAGAGGAGGCAGAGACGUCCGCACGGCAGCCUCUGAUAGGCAGCGAGGCUCCGGAGUCAAAGCCAGAAUCCAAGUCAAACCUCUCCCUUCCGGAAAGGUGGACGGUGUUCAAGGGCCUGCUGCCGUACAUCGUCCCCCUGGUGGUGGUUUACUUCGCGGAGUAUUUCAUCAAUCAGGGGCUGUUUGAGCUCCUGUUCUUCCGGAACACGUCGCUGAGUCACGCUCAGCAGUAUCGCUGGUACCAGAUGCUCUACCAGGCCGGCGUCUUUGUUUCCCGCUCUUCUCUCCGCUGCUGUCGCAUCCGCUUCACGUGGGUCCUGGCCCUGCUGCAGUGUCUCAACCUGGCCUUCCUGCUGGUGGACGUGUGGUUGAGCUUCCUGCCCAGCAUCUACCUUGUCUUCCUGGUCGUUCUGUAUGAGGGGCUUCUCGGAGGUGCUGCCUACGUGAACACCUUCCACCAGAUUGCCCUGGAGACGAGUGACGAGCACCGGGAAUUUGCCAUGGCGGCUGCCUGUAUCUCUGACACUUUUGGAAUCUCCCUGUCGGGGCUCCUGGCCCUGCCCCUGCACGACUUCCUUUGUAACCUGUCUUGACACUCCGGCUUCUCAGCACACGGGACACACUAAUCUGGGCCUGCGCUGACCGGCGGCCGAGUCAGACCGCAGGCACACAGCCCAGAACUCACCCAUGAGCCCUGCCCCAGGCUUGCCUGAGCGGUUGGGGUGCAGAGACACGCGGCGGUCCCGUUCUCCUUUGAGCGAGCCGGCAGUGUUCGCCCUCUCCCAGGCUGGCCUUGGGGACUGUCUUCGUGGUGUUACAUCCUCAGAAUAAAUGCCUAUUUUAUUAAUUGA
Molecule: messenger RNA, 2329 nt
Organism: Neogale vison (American mink)
Lineage: Eukaryota; Metazoa; Chordata; Mammalia; Carnivora; Mustelidae
Gene: CLN3
Product: CLN3 lysosomal/endosomal transmembrane protein, battenin
Exons: 17
Coding region: 755-2071 (438 amino acids)
Biological process (GO): lysosome organization; lysosomal lumen acidification
Cellular component (GO): membrane; lysosome
Source: RefSeq, a predicted model, not a curated record